Molecule: messenger RNA, 2211 nt
Organism: Panonychus citri (citrus red mite)
Lineage: Eukaryota; Metazoa; Arthropoda; Arachnida; Trombidiformes; Tetranychidae
Product: DET1 homolog
Exons: 2
Coding region: 339-2078 (579 amino acids)
Biological process (GO): positive regulation of proteasomal ubiquitin-dependent protein catabolic process; protein ubiquitination
Cellular component (GO): nucleus; cullin-RING ubiquitin ligase complex
Molecular function (GO): ubiquitin-like ligase-substrate adaptor activity; ubiquitin protein ligase binding
Source: RefSeq, a predicted model, not a curated record
UGUGUAGUUUUUGUUACCUUUUCACAUCUCAAUGAUUCUCAAGCACAAUGAGCUUCAAAUUUCACAAUUUAUUGUUGAUUUUUUAUUCCUUUACAACCACAAACCAUUUAGUUUAUUUCAUCUUAUGUAAUCAAGUUAAUUCUAUUUUCUAUCUUGUGCUUGAUUUGAUUUACGUAAACACAACAAAUACUCAUUAGAGGCUCUCUUUAAGAUUGUGUAAUCAUUAGUGAUACUUUUCUGUUCCAUUUUGUCUUCUCAACUGAUGGUCUUCAGUCAACAAUCAGUGGACAUUAUUUGAUAAGUUUUCUCUAUUAUCUAUUGUGACCUGAUAAUCUAUAAUGAAGAUGAAAAAGAGAUUAAGUCAAAAUAUUGUUCACCGUUUACGGAAUCGUGAGCUUAUGGAUAUUAAACCAAGAACUUCUAAACAUUACACCAAUCGAUGUUUCUAUCAAAAUAUUUUCCCAAAUAUGUCUGUGAUUAACAUCGAUAAACCUCCAUGUUUUCUUAGGAAAUUUACGCCCGAUGGAAAAUAUUUGAUCGCUUUCAGUAAUGAUCAAAGUUCAUUACAUGUUUACACUUAUCAAGGACCCGCUGUAGCUAAUGAGCUACUUGAAAAGAUCAACAUUGAGGGCGAUUUUGUCGGUGGAGAGCGAAGUAGAUUGGAUGAAUCAGCCUUCAUUCAAGCAAAUAUAUUUUCGCACUUUUUUAAGCUCAAACACAUCGUCAAUUUAACUUCAAACUACGAAAGAUUAAACCGGGAAUGUAGCCUGUUCACCAAUGAUAGUAGAUAUGUGAUUGUCGCCAGUUCUGCAACAAUUAACGAUCAGGUAUUUCCAAGUUAUUAUGAUGUCCUUCGUAACAAUGAAAGUAUGAGUGUAAAUAUUAGAUUUUUUCUUGAAGAUUUUUGUAUUUACCUAAUCGAUAUGGUUAAGGGUAAAAAAUGUGAUCAACUGAUUUUCAAAACGGAUUAUAUUAUAUUAUCUCAUAAUCAAGGACUCUAUCUACACGAUGAUACUCUUGCCGUUCUUUCAAUUCAACACCAAACUAUUCACAUCUAUCAUAUUGUUGAUAGUAGUACAACUGGUAAAAAAUUUCUUCUCAUCAAUUCCAUUGGUCGAUUUUGUUUUGAAGAUGAUUAUUUCGUUAUUUCAUCUCCCUUUGAAGAGGUUAAUUCAAUUUCUCCACCAUCUUCCUCAUCAUUUGCAUCACCUAACUCAACAGCAUCAUCAUCAUCAUCAUCAUCAUCGUCUUCCCUUACUGCUCGAGCCACUUCACCCGAUCCAGCUUUCCAUGAGGUUUUCAUUAGUGCAUUAAAACACCGAUUUCUGGCCUUUCUUUAUCGUCGAGCUCACAAAGAAUCACAAACAACUGGAAAUGUCCAUCCGCUGGUCAAUUAUCAUCGUAAAUUUGAACACUAUCUCUCAUUAAGAAUGUCCAAAAUGCAGCUACUCGACAAAGAUCAUUUACUAAUAAAAUACGAGGUAAAUGAGAGUAUCACUUCACGUUUACUCGAUAAUCAUAAUCUCUCAUCCUAUUUUGUGGCCUAUCAAAUAUCAACGGCCACCAUUUUACAAAUUUAUGAGAACAAUUCCAAUGAAUUGUUGCAAAUAUUUGAAAAUUUUUGUGACUAUUUUCGCAAUACUCAUUCUUAUGUCUGUUCUGCUGGGAACAAUGUAUAUGCACGAACGAUUGCUCAGAGAUUUAAAAAGUUACUCACUCGUGAUGGUGGACCCACAGAGGCUACUCGUCGAAUCUUAUCUUUACUUCCGAUUUCCGCUCAGUCUUAUACUCCUUGUCCUUAUCUUGAUUUAUCGUUAUUCAGUUAUGAUGAUCGUUGGGUUACUCCAAUGGAGCGUCCAAAAUCUUGUGGUGAAUAUCCAAUACGAUUUUAUAGUCGAGAUGAUGGAUCCUUAAGGUUCAAAAUUCACGCUGAUCAUCAACAUAACGAUUCUCCUUCAGCGUUGAGAUUAGUCGCUUUUUCCUUUCAUCCAUACGACCCUUUUGCUCUUAGCAUUCAACGAACCAAUUCCGAUUUUGUCGUUAAUCUUCAUAUAAGACACGUACCUCAACGACUUUGACGUUGUCACCUUGUCUUCUUAAGACUCCUAGAGCUCCAUGUUGGAAAUGUUACAUCGCUGGAAGACCAACACAAUUCCAUUGGUAUGAUUACUGUCCCUUCGCUGCUGAUCAAGAAGAUCAAAGUACCAAUGA